UGGCAUCUCUCUGUAAGUGCGGGGUCACACGAGUGUCCUUUAAAAGCAGCAAUUCCUCCGACUGUUUCCAGGGGGCAGAUCAUCUUUUGUGUUUCUCUUCUGGUUACUUUGCAGCGGACUUCUCGCAGUCGAGCGUUGCCGGGGCUUCAGUGCAGGAUCGCCCGGGAUGCGGGACGCAGCGUCCUGCUCCGACAUGGACGCGCGAUCGUGGUGGUUUAUCGGGGAAAACGAGCGCUCGAUCAGGACUCAAUCGCGUUCAUUUGCAUGAAUAAAUCGUCCAGAGGUAUGGCCCGAUCGUUUGUGGACGUUUUCUCGGCGAGUGGUCGGACGAAGCCUUUCCGAUCGAUUUAAAAAACAUAGUAAGAUGGCAGCUGUGUUUUGAAACAAAGUAUCGCUCGGAUGAUGUAAUGUUACACUGUAUCACGCUCGCAUCGCGAUGUAACAAAUUCUGACGCUUGAUGUUACAUUCGUGUUGCUUUAAACCGCGGAAGCUGCAUUUGCUGGGUUGCUCUGUGGUAAAAUCGAGACUUUUCUGAGUCGGGUUUGCAUAUUCACGGUCGUAUUUCUCGAGAUUGCGAGGCUUAAAGUAUCACCGAGAACGAUAGAUCAUUCAAACCAGCCAAAUGGAAGCGCGAGUCGUAUACAAAUGUGUGGAUCUGUAUGCUGUACGUGGACAUACAUAAUGCAUGUGAAUGCAUUUUAAAAUUUAAACUCAGAUGUUUUAGCAGUGCCCCGUACUGAAAUGUGCACCGUAGAAGUGAUCCAUUAAUGGCAUGCAUGAAGACACAGCUACUGUGUCCACAAAAGCCGUUCGUACAUCAUUUCAAUGAGUCGAGGAAAUAUGGCAGAUGAAUCUUUUGAGGAGAACCCCUAUGAUGCGGACGACAUAGACCCUGAUUUCGAGCCCAAAAAAAGGCCGAGAUCUUGCACGUGGCCUCCGCCCAGACCCGAGUCCAAUGCGGGGAAAGCGGAACCGGCCGAGGUGGGCAUCAUUCCUGAGGAGGAGGAGGAGGAGGAGGAAAAUGGCAUUGAAGCUCGUGCGUCUGGUGACAAUACGGACGCGUCAAAGUCAGCCAACACUGAAGCCCACGAGCACCAGAGCACUGCUACCCCUGUCCUACAAACCAGUGUUGAUAUCAACUCUAGAGACGCGAACGGGUCUCCAAUCUCUUCCCAGCAGGCGCUGACCUCCGGCACCGGUGGUCUGCUUCCUCAGCAGCCCCGAAAGUCAUCUGCCCGCAGAAACGCCUGGGGAAACUAUUCCUACGCAGACCUCAUCACACAAGCCAUCGAGAGCUCGCCCGAGCAGAGACUGACGUUGGCCCAGAUCUAUGAUUGGAUGGUCCGAAAUGUGCCAUACUUCAAGGACAAAGGUGACAGCAACAGCUCUGCGGGGUGGAAGAACUCCAUUCGACAUAACCUGUCUCUCCAUAGUCGCUUUGUCCGGAUCCAGAAUGAAGGAACGGGAAAGAGUUCAUGGUGGAUGGUCAACCCAGAUGGUGGGAAAGGGGGCAAAGCUCCACGAAGACGUGCCGUUUCCAUGGACAACAGUAACAAGCUCAUCAAGAGCGCCCGUGGCCGUGCCGCCAAAAAGAAGGCCGCUCUACAGGCCACUCAGGACGGAAGCUCAGAGAGUUCGUCAAGCCUGUCCAAAUGGACUGGCAGCCCGACAUCCCGUAGCAGCGACGAGCUUGACGCCUGGACAGACUUCCGUUCUCGUACCAAUUCCAACGCCAGCACCCUAAGUGGGCGCCUCUCCCCAAUUCUGGCUAACCUCGAGGUGGACGAAGUUCCCGAUGAGGACGCUCAGCUGUCGCCCAUGCUGUACUCCAGCCCCAGUAGUAUGUCUCCGUCCACAGGCCUGACCGAGCUGCCCCGGCUGGCUGACCUUGCGGAAACCAUGAACCUCAACGAUGGCCUCUCUGACAACGUGAUGGACGACCUUCUAGAUAACAUCAGCUUGACGGCGUCCCAGUCUCCAGGUCAGGAUGAGAACCUACAGGAAAGCCCAGUGUUUACCUUCAGCUGCUCUGGGAGCAGUCUGGCAAUUCCGUCCGGCAGCUAUGGCUCGAACUCCAUGUUCAGUCCUCCGUCCGUCACUGGCCUGAGGCAGUCUCCAAUGCAAACCAUCCAGGAGAACAAGCAGGCUACGUUUUCCUGCGGUUCCCUCUUUAGUGAGCAAAGCCUGCAGGACUUGCUCAGCUGCGAGUCUCAUGGUCGCACCGAUGUCCUUCUUACCCAUUCUGAUCCGCUAAUGUCACAGGCCAGCGCCUCCCUUCCCUCUCAGAAUCCCCGUCGCACUGCCCUUUUGCUGCGUAACGACCCCAUGAUGUCCAACCAGGCUGGGCCCGGUGGACAGACGGACCACAAGAAGGCGUCGCCAUCUGGAUGGCGGCUGAACAUCGGCUCGAGUGGCGAGGCCGACUACCAAAGCCUGACCAAGCAACAUCUCCAACAGUCUCCCUUUAGAAGCACAUCUAUGCAGCUCAACUCGGAUGCGUUGUUGGCAGGUCUCAACGGCAGCGUGACCAGCGUUCAAGCGGCGCCUCAGGACCGAUUCCCUUCCGACUUGGAUCUUGAAGUGUUAAGCGGCAGUCUCGAUUGCGAUAUGGACACCAUCAUCCGCAAUGAUCUGAUGGACGCCGAUGGCCUGGAGUUCAGCUUUGAUUCGCAUCUCAUCUCUUCUCAGAAUGCUAACCUGACUUCAGAUAGCUUCUCCAAUACCAAACGAACCUCCGCUCAAAGCUGGGUACCAGGUUUAUAAGUCCCAAGAAUGUAGUGACGGGCCAGAAUGCAGCCUUUUUGCCAACUGUCCACUUUACACAACUGUACAUUGUUAUGGAAAGCUAUUUAACAUCUAUUGGAACAAGUCAGAGUCAUCUCCAAUGACUAAUACAGUUGGCGGGGUUAUAUUUUGUGACGGUAUGUUUUGUAUUGUCAUAAAUGAUGCUUGUUUGAUGGACGUAUAUAGAGUUUCAUCCAAUUUUUUCAGUUUUAUCUCAUCACCAAUAAGAAAGUAUUGAACUCAGCUGCUCGAGGAGCUCCGUAGAGAGAAGGAUGUCUUUUUAUGAAGGCUUGACCGUUAGUCAACUUUAGAAAUUACCCCAUAAAUCUUUAUUGUAGAAUGGCACCACUUCGUAUUAGAACGGCACGUUUGCCAAUCCCCACGUGUUGCCCCGUGUCCUUGUAAACACUCGUAACGAAACAAAGGAUUUUCAUUCUCUAACCGUUUAAAUUCUAGUACGUAGGUGCUUUGUUGUGAGUUGUCGUAGCCGUGAUCGAGGUUUCUAGUCCUCACGUUGAAACAAACACUUGCCUUUUGCCAAACCGGUCCUCGGGACAGUUUCAUCAAUGGCCUGUUUACAACACAAAUUCUCAAGAAUGUUUUCCAAUGGCAACAGGAAGUGGCUCUAUAUCCAAUGAUCUUUUUGUGAAACUGGAAAAGGGAAGGGGGUUGUGUUUCGUGAAACCAGUGAUCCUGAUGUAUCCUUGAUCCUUUUACGGAAAAGUGAAUUAUGAUACGAUGAUAAGCUAUGUAUUUAAUGUUCUGCUGUAUGAAGCUAGUUUGUCUGUGUUUUCCACGAAGUUCCCAACGAAAGCUUUGUGUGCGUUCGUCCUGCUCGAUACGAGCAUCUCCCUCUAAACCACGUUCACUUCCGACGUUUUAGAAUUAUGAUAAGUUAUAUAUUUAUACUCCUCACAAAUAUAGAGCCUUUUCGGCACGGAUUGCUUGCUGUGGCGUUACGAAUGCUUUCGCGAACGAAUAAAUGUUUGCAAUUCUUUGAAAUUUGCAUGAAUUUUUUCAAUUUGUUUGUAAGACCAUUCUUGUGUAUAAUGCGUAUAUUGUUUGUAAGACCGUUGCAUUGGAUACUGGUAGUGUUUGUGUAUGUAUGCUGUAUAUGGAUAAACACGCAUGCAUGCAACAGUUUACGUAAGAAUGGUUUCUGCUCUUGUUUCAUGAACGUGGCCCUAGAGUUUGUGUACAUAUACAGUGUAUGCACAUAUAUUGAGAUUUGUUAUAGAGAUAUAGAUAUACUGGAAAACUGAUCAAAUAAGGACUACUUGAUGUUUGCGUAUUUGUAGCAAGAAAGCAAGCUAAGAAAGUGUUUGGUGCUAAAUUGCGUCGGGUCAUUCAUACGUAAGAGAUGGUAGCGUAUAGCCGUUUCAUCUGUGGUGGCAUUAUGUUUAAAGCAUUAUUUGAAAACGAAAUGCACCGUUGUAGAAUUGUAAGCUUAUCUUCAGAAGGAAGCUGUGAUGUACUGUAUUUCACCAGUUUUCUUGAUAAUGCCAGACGACCAAAUGUGAGGCUGAUAAACAACGUCACUAUUUUGUUUUACAUUUUAAUAGUGCCAUUCAGGGACAGGAGUUCUUUUUUAUACUUGCUGAGGAUUCAGUAAUGUUAUUUUAACAUCACGGUUGAAUGUAUGUUUGUUAAAGGAAGACGUUUUCAUAAGCACUGAUUUUUAUAAUCUGCUUUUUAUAAUCGGAAGAUGACUAUAAAAAGCUGAUUGUUUUUAUCUUUCUUUCUGUAAAUGAUGUCAUCCCUUCUCAGUGUGAUGCUUUCGUUACUUUAGUUUUAAGCUUGAGAAAUCACCACAUGUAAUGUUAUUGUUUUGUUGGAGUUGGACGGCUUACAGAGUAUCUAUCACCUUUAAAAAACAAAUGCUGAAAUUUAACUCGGUCCUAAAUGAAUUUCAGUCUUAAAGAAAGAACAUCACUUAAAUUGGUUAAAACAAAAUAUAGGAACUAACUCGCACCCCAAUUGGCCAUGUGUAAGCAAUAGAUGUUAGCUUGACUUUACCUGUGUAUUUCCAUUUUGGAUCAUGUAAAUUAGGGCGUGCAGAACAAGGUGCAUGUAAAUAAAGCUUGUACA
Messenger RNA from Triplophysa dalaica, 4873 nucleotides. RefSeq names its product forkhead box O3A (gene foxo3a). Lineage: Eukaryota; Metazoa; Chordata; Actinopteri; Cypriniformes; Nemacheilidae. The record is from RefSeq and is a predicted model, not a curated record. Gene Ontology annotation, biological process: regulation of transcription by RNA polymerase II. Gene Ontology annotation, cellular component: mitochondrial matrix; nucleus. The coding region runs from base 827 to 2764 and encodes 645 amino acids. The transcript is spliced from 2 exons. Gene Ontology annotation, molecular function: DNA-binding transcription factor activity, RNA polymerase II-specific; RNA polymerase II cis-regulatory region sequence-specific DNA binding.